AUGCGGUACUUCUUAACCACCCUCUGCUGUCUGCUGACACUGACCAGUGCCUGGGGCAGUCUUCAUUUCCAGUCCCUGUCGGAGGAGCUGGUCAACUUUGUCAACAAAUAUAACACUACAUGGCAGGCUGGCCACAACUUCUACAACGUGGAUAUGAGCUACCUGAAGAGGCUGUGUGGCACCAUGCUGAAUGGACCCAAGCUGCCUCAGCGAGUUCACUUGGCUGAUGACAUGGAUCUGCCUGAUAACUUUGAUGCCCGGGACAACUGGCCAAAUUGUCCAACCAUCAAAGAAAUCAGAGACCAGGGUUCCUGUGGCUCUUGUUGGGCAUUUGGGGCUGUGGAGGCCAUCUCUGACCGGAUCUGCAUCCACACCAAUGCAAACGUCAAUGUGGAGGUGUCGGCAGAGGACUUGCUCACCUGCUGUCACAUGGAGUGUGGGGACGGCUGCAAUGGGGGCUUUCCUGCUGGAGCUUGGAACUUCUGGACUAAGAAAGGUCUGGUUUCUGGUGGCCUCUAUAAGUCUCAUGUAGGUUGCAGACCCUAUUCCAUCCCUCCAUGUGAGCACCACGUCAAUGGGUCCCGGCCCCAAUGCAAAGGAGAGGGAGAGACUCCUAAAUGCAGCAAGACCUGUGAGGCUGGCUAUUCCCCAUCGUACAAAGACGACAAGCACUAUGGGUAUAAUUCCUACAGCGUCCCUUCCUCUGAGCGAGAGAUCAUGACUGAGAUUUACAAAAAUGGCCCAGUAGAGGGAGCCUUCUCUGUAUACACAGACUUCCUGGUGUACAGGUCCGGAGUGUACAAACAUGUAACUGGAGAGGAGGUGGGGGGCCACGCCAUCCGUAUUCUGGGCUGGGGAGUAGAGGAGGGCACACCUUACUGGCUGGCUGCCAACUCCUGGAACACUGAUUGGGGUGAAAAUGGUUUCUUUAAAAUCCUCAGAGGAGAAAACCACUGUGGGAUUGAAUCAGAAAUUGUGGCUGGAAUCCCACGCACUGCUCAGUACUGGAAUAAGAUCUAA
Chrysochloris asiatica (Cape golden mole) is the source of this 1020-nucleotide messenger RNA. RefSeq names its product cathepsin B (gene CTSB). Gene Ontology annotation, biological process: regulation of catalytic activity. Gene Ontology annotation, molecular function: cysteine-type endopeptidase activity. The record is from RefSeq and is a predicted model, not a curated record. The transcript is spliced from 9 exons. Gene Ontology annotation, cellular component: lysosome. The coding region runs from base 1 to 1020 and encodes 339 amino acids. NCBI's taxonomy places the organism in Eukaryota, Metazoa, Chordata, Mammalia, Afrosoricida, Chrysochloridae.